AAAAGAAAAUUUUUAGAUUGCUUUUUCAAAACUUUUAUAAACUAUAAGAUGUUAUCUAUCGUAUUCAAUUAAAUUUGUUUAAAAAUCACUUAUUAGAUACAUGUACCUACAUAAUUUCUUGACAUCUUGCUUUCUCACAGUAAUUAUAUAAAUGGCGGAAAAUGACGAAAAACCGAUUGUUCAAAUCAAUGGAUUUACUACAAUAAGUUACUUGAAAGAAAACCUCACGAUUAUCGAUAUAAGCAAUAAGAAUAUUAGUGAAUUUAACGAAAACAUAAAAUUUCCUGAACAUCUUUGUGAAAUAAACUUAUCGAGUAACAAACUUGAAUAUGUGCCACAAUGUGUAAUGCAACUAAAGUAUUUAAAACGAUUGGAUAUUUCUUCAAAUUGUAUCGAAUAUUUCGACGACACUCCAAAUUUUUGUCACGAGAUAGAAGACUUAAAUAUAUCAAAUAAUAAACUGCUGGGUCCACCCUACUGGAUAUGGUCAGAAUCUCCGAAGAAGUUAAUAAAAAUUAAUUUUAGUGAUAACAUUACUAUAACAACUGCCUUACAAGAUGCCUACUUCAAGGAACUUCUCCAGUAUAAAUGUCUAGUCAAAGAUGUCAUAAUUUACAAUUGUAAAAUAAGUAAAUAUAAGGAAAUAAUAAGUACAUUUUCAAAUGCUAAAAGCAUUGUACUGGGUGCUAAAAACUUAAGUUAUAUGUCUGCUAAUGAUAUCGAGGAUUUCCCUUGCUUAGGUUUAGAUAAAUGCUGUGAUAUAGAAAGUCUAAAUCUACGCUUCACAUUUGUUUGCAAUGUCACGCCUGAAAUAAAUAUUUAUAAAAAUCUUAAGGAAAUUGAUCUAUCACAGAAUAAAAUAAGUGGUUUACCGAAAGAGUUUUGUCAAUUAGAAAACUUAGUUGUUUGUUUAUUAUCAUUCAACAGUAUAUUGUAUUUACCAAGUGAGUUCGUCAAUUUAAAAAAGUUAGAAGUACUCUGUAUUAACAAUAAUGAAUUAUGCAUGUUGCCAGAAGAUAUGAAUAGAUUACAAAACCUUAAAAAACUAGACUUGUAUGACAAUUACUUGAAUGAAAUACCAGAUUUAGAUUUUUUGGAAGAAAUAGAUUUGGCACAGAAUUAUUUUGAGGAGCCAGACGAUGAGGUUUAUUUGGAAAAGAGAAAUAAAAUAAGGUUACAUUGGGUCAAUAGAUAUAGUGGAAGGAAACCAGAAGUGGUCCAAGAAGAGAGUGAACACUCUUCAGACACAACUGAUGAGGAAUUGUGUUCACUGGGUGAUGAGGAAAAUAAUGAACCUCAUGAGAGACCUUCAUCAAAUCAAUCUGAAGAUUGGGACUCUGAGGACUGGUGGCAGCCCCACUAUACACCAAAAACAACCAUACCAUCACAGUCUCAGUGGCUUACAUUUGUCAAAAGAAAGAUGGACGAUGGACACUUUUGUCCAAGUGACUUACAUACUGUUUCUAUAGCAGAGAGAGUGAAAUACGAAAAAAUAUGUAAUCCAAAAAUAAUUAAAGAAGUAACGGGACAAUUUGAUGAUCUCUCUGAUGAUGACAGUUGAUAUUUAUUAACUAUAGGAUAUAGGACAAGUAGUUUAGGUAAAGGUUUAAUACAAAAGUGCAGGUUAUGUGAAUAUACUAUAUUUUUUCUAGAUUUUCACUAGCAAUAAAAUAUACAUCAUGUUGAAAAUGUUAAAUAUAUUAAGUAAAUGUUGUUUUUUAUAAUUCUUGUACUUUAGCAAUAAAUAGAAAAAAAUAUCAAAAUUGACUACAAUAGCAUUUUUUGGAUAAAUGCAGAGACAAAUGCAUGAAAUAUGAUUUCCUAUUAUUAAUAAAACAAAAGUUGUGUUGAUUAUGCUUGAAUUAAAUAACAGAUGACUACUAAA
Messenger RNA from Colias croceus (clouded yellow), 1885 nucleotides. Its product is annotated as leucine-rich repeat and death domain-containing protein 1-like. Lineage: Eukaryota; Metazoa; Arthropoda; Insecta; Lepidoptera; Pieridae. The record is from RefSeq and is a predicted model, not a curated record. Bases 152 to 1561 code for a protein of 469 amino acids. The transcript is spliced from 3 exons. Gene Ontology annotation, molecular function: protein binding.